AUGGCACUUGAAGAAGAAGAUGUGCUCCUGAGUUUCCUCUUCCUCUCCACACAAUCUGCAGAUAGCCUCUAUCCUCAUUCCUGUUUGGACAUGGACAAGUUUUUGGCUGGGACUUUUUGGCCUACGGAACCACCAUUCUUAAAUGAGUCGUACUCAACAACAAACAAUGUAACACAAAACACUGCAAAUCACGGGAACUGGAAGGAACCCCCGAUUUGGGUAUUGCCGGAUGGGGGUGAAAUAGCAACCCACAAGAGCGAUAUAGUAAUGGCAAUGAGGCCAGACCAAACAAAGACGAUGGUGGGGGUCCUCCCUCGUCUCCCCAUGAGGCCCUUGGCAAAGGGGUAA
Striga asiatica is the source of this 348-nucleotide messenger RNA. The record is from the annotation of a GenBank genome assembly. NCBI's taxonomy places the organism in Eukaryota, Viridiplantae, Streptophyta, Magnoliopsida, Lamiales, Orobanchaceae.